AUGGAGGAGCCGGAAAAUGAAACCUCCACGGAGGGCCUUUUUUUGGAGGCAAACGUCGAAAUUACAAGUGCAAGUGAAAGUGAGGAUGUUGUUUUAAUGCAAUACGGUGAAGGAUUCGAUGACCCGUUAGAUUUGGAUGUCAGUGCUUCGAAAUAUUCACCACAGUUCUUGGACGAGGAAUAUCUUCAAAAUGAUGAUUCCUGGAGCGCCAAUAGCAGCAAUGAAAGUGUCGGUAUGCAAUCUGCAGGUUCUUCAGCAGGACGAAAGAGAUGUCAAUCCGAGCCUUCCGAUGGAACUGCUGGGUCUCCGACGAAGAAACCCAAUGAGCCAUACAAGUUCCACUUCAAAGCGGCCGUGUUUGAAAAACGUUUCAAGAACCAAAAAUCGCUAGAUCCGUGUGGGUCGCUAUCGGUAGGAGGCAACAGUGUUGAAAAUGUUGUAAAACAAGUCUGGGAUUUUUGCUCCAAGUUCAUCCACCGAGCAGCCAUAUUCAACGACUCAAUUCACGAAACUCUGGAUGACUCGGAAAAUCGAGGCCCGGCUGCAAUAGUAUCAUGGAAUGAAGAAGCUCCGUGUUUCGAGAACCGUGACAACUUUAUUGUAUUCCAGGACAAGUCCAGUAAACGCAACUAUCUUCCUACAAAGAUUGACCAAUCGAUGCUGCGAAACUGGGUAUCGAAAGACAUCUCAAUAAUUGUUUACCGAUUUUCCGAUUCUGUGACUAACCUUCGCAGAAUGAAUUUAUUGGAACAACAUUUGCUGCGGCCGUUCGAGAAAGAUAGAGCAGGGGCGGAAUCUCUCGUUUCUGUCAACAAAUUGAAAAAUCAACUCAAGGAAAAUCACGGCAGGUAUUUGAGUGGUGACGAUAUCAAUUGGGGAUGCUGGGCGAGCUGGAUUGCAAGUAAGUCAGCCGAAAAGCGAGAACAGCUGUUGAAGGAAACGCCACCGGAACAUCUCAUCAGUUUGUUUUCAUCAGUACCAGUUCACAGUGACACACUACUCGAGAAAGGUCGUUUGGAUUUACAGGUUGCCAAUACGAUUAACAACGCCUACAGUAGAAUCCUUAAGAACCUCAAAAACGAUUUCGAUAACAUCCAAAAAGCUUCUUCGAUUAUGGGAAAAAGGAUUGCGUUGAUGGAGUCUAAACAAAAGGAGUACGAUGAAAUGUUGCGUGCAAUGAACAGCUCCGUUACUGCAAGGGAAAAUCGUUUCUCAUUAGAAUUGGCUCAAACUGUUGCUGACUGCAUCGAUGUUGAUCACGAAUAAUGCUCAGGUGAUUGUAAUUUC
Messenger RNA from Armigeres subalbatus, 1287 nucleotides. RefSeq lists its product as uncharacterized. NCBI's taxonomy places the organism in Eukaryota, Metazoa, Arthropoda, Insecta, Diptera, Culicidae. The record is from RefSeq and is a predicted model, not a curated record. The coding region runs from base 1 to 1266 and encodes 421 amino acids. The transcript has 2 exons.